Messenger RNA from Oncorhynchus kisutch (coho salmon), 5494 nucleotides. RefSeq names its product protein SOGA3. The transcript is spliced from 15 exons. Lineage: Eukaryota; Metazoa; Chordata; Actinopteri; Salmoniformes; Salmonidae. Bases 112 to 2748 code for a protein of 878 amino acids. Gene Ontology annotation, biological process: regulation of autophagy. The record is from RefSeq and is a predicted model, not a curated record.
CGUGCCCCUGCAGUGCCUGGUGGUACCUUGUGUCAGCAUCUCUCCAGCCCACUAGCGCUGGGCUGAAACUGCACUGUCUCUUGCGAUGGGCGAGUGGAAACGUCAGGACUGAUGGAUGACACGAUGAACUCUGCCGCAAGCGGCGCUGCGGAUUUUCCAGUGGCAGCAUCAGACAAUAGCACAGCGAGGCUGCAUCGGGCUCCCUCACCGACCAAAAGCCGGGAAUGCGCCCUAAAACCGGCCCAGAAAUCCUCCAGUAGAUCCAAAAAUAUAGUUUCCAAAGGAGGAUCGAGGAAUAAGGUGGGAAACGAGGGGCUUAGGACCGCUGUCGUGAGGGAGAAGGAAUGCGACGUGGAAGCUUUUCACUCGGAUGGUGCUGAAACCGAUGCUGUCAAUUGCAAUGCAAAGAAGGCGGAUGCUAGCAGAGAGGAAGGUACGGAGGAGAUAUUUCACCAGCCGAUAGAUUCUCAAACCCGUCGUUCCUCGUUACGUUUAUCCUGCCUCAAAGGCGAGUCUUCCCAACAUAUUGGGUCAUACCGGUCAGACGGCUCCAGCACGGCGGGUUCGGUGAAAGGGAAAGCGAAGAAGCGGGGAGGGGAGGCAGUGACAGCAUCAGCAGGCUGCCGCAGGAAUAGAAGCGGGGAAUACGUGGGCUGCGUGCCGGGCAUUGGUCUGUGGAGCGGGGGUUGCUUGCAGACUGAACUCAUCCACUUCCACCUACAUAAGAAACUGAAGAGAAGCGGCAGUAAGAUGCACACCAAGGCAGAAAGGGCUCCGGGCGCGGAGGCCUCGGCCGAGACGGAACCGGCUACAGAGGCCAUAGAGGCGGAGCCCGUGACACAGCAAGACGAGGGCCCGGAGGACGAGCUGGAGAGACUGGUGGAUGAGAAUGAAGAUCUCAAGACGGAGAUCGAGGAGAUGAGGACGGAGAUGGACGAGAUGCGUGACACUUUCUACGAGGAGGACACGUGCCAGCUGCAGGAAAUGAGGCGUGAACUGGAGCGAGCCAAUAAGAACUGCCGGAUCCUCCAGUACCGGCUGAGGAAGGCUGAGAGGAAGAAGCUGCGCUACGCCCAGACAGGAGAGAUCGACGAGGAACUACUGAGGAGCCUGGAGCAGGACCUGAAGGUAGCGAAGGAUGUGUCUGUGAGGCUCCACCAUGAGCUGGAGAAUGUGGAGGAGAAACGUACAAAGACAGAGGACGAGAAUGAGAAACUGAGGCAGAAACUCAUUGAGGUGGAGGUGACCAAACAGGCCCUUCAGAAUGAGCUGGACAAAGUCAAGGAGUCACAGAAGAGAAGAGGAAGCAAGGAGGUUCAACGGUCUGACAAGAAGUCUGCCCAGACCCCAACAGAGGACCACAAUGAGGACCUCAAGUGCCAGCUUGCUUUUAUCAAGGAGGAGGCCGUGUUGAUGAGGAAGAAGACAGCUAAGAUCGACAAGGAAAAGGACCGGCUGGAGGCGGAGCUACAGAAGUACCGCUCCUUCUACGGGGAUCUAGACAGCCCCCACCCCAAGGGUGAGGCCGGGGGACCCCCCAGCACCCGUGAGUCCGAGCUGAAGCUGCGUUUGCGUCUGGUGGAGGAGGAGGCUAACAUCCUAGGGAGAAAGAUUGUGGAGCUGGAGGUGGAGAACCGGGGACUGAGGGCCGAGCUGGACGACCUCAGGGGAGAAGGGGAGGGAGAAGGGGGGUCCGGUGGCGGGGCUGUGGGCAGGGUAGGGGUGGGCCGGGGCCAUGGGGAGGCCAUGACAGAGCUGAGGCAGCAGCUGCAGCUGGUGGAGGACGAGGCAGAGUUACUGAGGAGGAACCUGGCAGACGCUGAGGAUCACAACAAGAGGGUGAUGGGAGAACUCAACAAGCUAAGGUUUAAGGCUGGGACCCACGAGGGAGGAGCGAGGCAUGGAGGAGGGGUGGCAGGAGGAGGAGGACUAAGCACAGAGAAGGCAGAUGCACUGCAGGAAGAACUGAAGACGGCCCGGCUACAGAUUAAUGAUCUCAGUGGGAAGGUGAUGCAGCUGCAGUAUGAGAACCGUGUUCUGCUCUCCAACAUGCAGCGCUAUGACCUGGCCUCCCACCUGGCCCUGAGGGGGUGCACAAGCCCCCGGGACAGCGAUGCAGACAGUGACGCGGGUGGGACCGGCCCAACCGUGCAGCGCGAGAGUGAUGAUGACUCCUCCUCCUCCCGCAUCCUGCCCCCGCACCGCAAACGCGAGGGCCCAGUGGGCGGGGAAAGUGACUCAGAUGAGGUGCGGAACCAAACCCGCUGCCUCACACCCACCCGAGGUCUCUACACACCGCCCCCAGAGGUCGCCGCCCGCUUCCUGCCCCGCAGCCCACGGGAUCGCCAGCAGAUGAUCGACAUCCGGGUGGAGGCGGAGCGUCUUGGCAGGACCAUCGACCGGUUAAUUGCUGACACAGCAACCAUCAUCGCAGAGGCGCGGGUGUACGUUUCCAAUGGUGACCUGUACGGGCGAGGCAGCGGGGGUGAGGAGGAGGAUGAGGGGGGUAGGAUCAGGGAGCAUGAGCUGCUGUACAGGAUCAAUGCCCAGAUGAAGGCCUUCAGGAAGGAGCUACAGGGCUUCAUAGACAGACUGGAGGUGCCCAAACCUGAGGACAGGGAGGAGGAACCACUUUCGAUGUUUCAGCCCAUAAUUUUACUCAUCCUCAUACUAGUCUUAUUCUCCUCCCUCUCCUAUGCCACCAUCUUUAAACUUGUCUUUCUGUUUACCCUUUUCUUCGUCCUGUGAUCCCGCCUCAAUAGCAUAGCCACAUCCUUUGUUUGUUUGUUUCUGUUGAUUUUUACAUUGGUUGUCAAGGUCAAUGCACAGGAGCCUCCCUAUUCAAGCACAGGCCACAGUCACAUAACUGGAUUUACAGUAUGCUUAUGUUCAACACUGGAGACUACAUUACCCACUACCCACCACUUCCUUCAUCACCCCCCCAAGUAAAGUCUUUUUCAGAUUUAGCCUAUAGGUCUACAUUAAUCAACGAUUAUGCUGCUUUUACCUCAAAAAGUUUUCCUCCAACAUUUCCACACGUUGGUGACCCCAUCAAGACAGAAAGACGCUAGGAAGUUGAAACAGAAAAAGAGAGGAAGUUUGUGACAGGAAGUAAGAAGCUGCUGCAGGAAGUGGCCCAAAAUGGAGGCCAUCGAACUACAGCAGAGUCUGAAGCGGUCUGGAAGGGGCUGGGGAACAGAGAGGGGGGAGCUUCUGGACAGCUUCGACUCAGAGAUGCAGGAAUGGGAGGACCAGCUGCAGGACAUGCAGAGGAAGAUAGAGGAGCUUUACAACGAGGUGCAGGCUCGUAGAGGUGGAAAUUAUGUCACCAUGGACAACAGCAUAAAUGAUAGGAUGAUUGAUUGCGGCCGUGGGCAUCAUGACAAUGGCUUCUGUGACCCGUAUGGCAGCCACAUCAACGCCACCAAGGACCACCCCAGUGCUGUAGAUCCUUUUAACCACGGCCCCAACGGUUACGGCUACCCUGUCAACCAUCAGAAUGGCGGCUAUGGUUAUCCCCUUAGCAACAGUGCGGUGGAACUUGGAGACUUGUUGCAGGAUUAUCUUGGACAUGGUCACGGAAAGACCCGGAAGACCAACUCCGCUAUCAACAAUCAUCUGAAGGAGAUCACUAAAGGGAGCCAGGAUCAGUCGGUACACCAGGAUGAGAUGAAGAGGAGGCCUGUUGGGAAUGAAAGGAUUAGUAAGGUGCGGUUUGCGGACGAGGAGGCUGAGAACAGGAAGAACAGGGUGUCACACAGAAAGAGUUCCCCUUGCAGGGACCUUAACAAGGAGAACACAGGGGCCAAUCCCCCCCUUAGACAGCGAGAAGGUCCUCCCAUACCCCCCCGAUCCACCUCCCAGAUGGCCCCUCCCGACACCUUCUCCCCAGCCCUGGACAGGAUGUCCAAUGCCCCUGGGGUCCUUGUGGACAGGAAGUGUAGUAGCCCCUCGGUCCUCAGAAAGUUUGGAGCCAUGCUCCAGGAAAACGAGGGCAAAACCCUCACUGAUACCGGUGUGUUGACCAACCAGGUGCCUACCGAGAACAAGUGCCCCACCGCCAUCUGUCAGCACAAAGGGCUGGGCGGCAGCAGGACGACUGGGCGCGUGCCUGUCCAGAAGUGCCAAGCAGAUUCCGUCGUGCUAACAGCGAGGAUGGAUUGCAGCCAAGAACGAGGGGCAGUGAAAGACUUUAGGAGAGAGAGCCAGCUGGGAGAGGGCAGAGGCACCUCAAUGGCUAGCUAUGCUCACCCUAAAGGACUCCAUGCAGGGGUUCAGAGGAGGACCCAGGUAGGAGGCAGCCCCAAGCCCAAAGCAAGGGCUCUCGGAAGGGCAGACAGAGACAUGGGUCUGGUCCAGGGGGAGAGGGCCAGGAGGCCUGCACCCCAGCCUGGGGAACUCAGAGUGGACUACAGGAACCUGAGUGGAUCCUAUGUUGGGGCUCAGAUGAUCCAGAGGGGAGGGCCAGUUGCAGGUCAGAAGAAGGACAAUGGACUCAUUGAGCUACUAGAUAUGCUGGACAUUGAGCACGAGUACAGCUCCUGCCCCCAAGCCGCACAGACUGCCUACAGACAGGACACACAGCAGAUGAGCCCAGCCGACUCAUUCUCAGCAACCCCCACAAGGAACUUCUCUCGUCCUGCUCGUCCAGCUAAUCAACGUCCUCCAUCCAGGUGGGCUUGCUGUGCCCCCACCGCCUUGAUCUCUGCCCCCUCCGGCCCAAUUUCCCACCCCCCAAGCACCUUGGCACGCACUCCUAGCCCGAUAGCAAGAACCCCAAGCCCCGCCCUGAAGCAGCAAUCUUUCUGCUCCUAUUUGCUCCACACUGAGACUGCCAUCAUGUGAGACACCUGCCCCGCCCCCCUCUAAACCCUGCCUCUCCUCCACAAAUUCAACCCACAGGACUCAGAUGACAUAGUCCUGCCCUCUCUGUAAAUACUAAAGACUGUUCCUUCUAUCUGGCUUUAAAAAAAAGUGCUUUAAGAAAUUUUCUAUGAGAUUACCCACAUGACUGUGUAUGUGUGGUCUAUAAGAAACAGAAUAGUUGACUCUUGUUCAGUCUCCAGUGUUACUGUGGCCUUCCCUUCUCCUGUGCCAAACUUCUUUACGUCUUUAUUUCUUUCACUCUCUUAACUUCUCUACCUUUCUUUCUUUUGUAUUGGUCAUUUUUGGAUGGCUGUGUAAAAUGUGAUAUAGCAUGCCCCCUUUUACUUGCGGGUGCAUGUCCCUUUAUGUAUGUAACUCAACCCUAAUAAGGGCCAUGUUGGCUUGUUUUUAUAAAUGGCCAACAAGUCAAUUCAGAGUUGAUCCGGUCCUGUCAACACAGAAGCAACAUACUAACUGUCUAUAGUAUGUUUUACUGUAUCAUAUUAUCAAAGUAACGCAUUUAAAAAUGUUCAAGUAACCAUAGUGAGACAUACAGUUAUGACUGUGAUGCUUUUCAUGUCCUUUUUUCUCUCUUGAUAAGAAAUAAACACGACAGUGCUUUGACGAA